CCGUUCUGAAUACUUAAUACGCGAUCUAAACGGUAAAAGGUUAUACAAAUUACGACAUCACGAAUUCGAAGAGAGAACAAAAGAAUAUAAUCAUUGUCUACCAUUUAGAGCUGAAUUGAAAAUGUUUAAAUUGAUACUCAUUGAAAUAUUUCUGGCGCUUUGCGGUGCCCUUGUUAAUGGUGAUUAUUUAACAGUGAAUACAAAAAGUGGUCCCAUAGUAGGUGUUGAACAAGAGACGUUUCCCAACAAAGUUCCAUUUAUAACAUUCAAAGGAAUACCAUACGCAGAAGCUCCAAUAGAAGACCUGAGAUUCAAGGUACCAAGGCCAGUGAAACCAUGGACAGAACCGCUUGUAACUACAGAUAAGUUUCAACCUUCCUGUCUUUGGACCGGUGGCACAGUACCUUCUUCAUUGCAAUCAAACCAAAGUGAAAAUUGCCUCUUCUUGAACAUCUACACGCCUGUUCUAGAUAAAAUUAAAACGAAUAAAAAAUUGUCGGUGCUGAUAAACGUUCAUGGUGGUGGAUUUGCAGUUGGUGAUGGUAGCGAUGCGAAUUACGGACCCGAUUUUAUUGUCGAAGAAAAUGUUAUUUUGGUGUCAAUCAACUACCGUUUGGGUCCAUUUGGUUUCGCUAAUUUCGAAUUGGAAGGCUAUACGGGCAACAUGGGACUCAAAGAUCAGCGCGAGGCAUUAAAAUGGGUUAAAGAGAACAUUGCGCAUUUUGGUGGUGAUCCAGAUUCAAUCACCCUCUUUGGAGAAAGUGCUGGUGCAGCUGCAGUGCACUUACAUGUCUUGACAGAUUCAUGCGAAUAUAUAAAACGGGCAAUCAUGUGGAGUGGCAGUGCAUGGUCACACUAUGAGAAGAAUAAUCAUUUGGAACUUUUGACAGAGACGUUCAAGGAUGAAUUGGGAAAUCGAACAACCAAAAAAGAUCUAUUGAACUUCAUGAUUAAUGCUUCAUCAGAUGUCAUCGUUCAAAAAACUCCAGUACAAGCGGAGUUUAAAGGCUUUUUCGAGGUAUUUUGGACACCAGUUGUUGAAGAUAAGACUAUUGCUGUUGAGCCAUUUUUAAUUCACGCCCCACACGAAAUAUAUGCAAAAAACCAAUUUAGUCCCCAUUGUAAGAAUGUCGACGUUUCAUUUGGCAUAACAAGCGCUGAAUUCACGACGUUCCUUACCUUAUCUAAUCUGUAUGGGUGGAUUGAACCAUUAAAAAACAAUUCAAUUGUUGGACUACCAUACCAGGGACUCAAUAUAACGCAAGAUGAUGAGGCAUAUAAAAGCAUGCAAGCCGACAUUAAACAAUUUUAUUUUGGUGAUGGAGAAAUUCAAGCAACGCCAGAGCGAUUAAAUCAAUAUAUUCAAAUGGGCACUGAUAUUAAUUUUCUUCCUCAACUGUAUGAAGGAAUAAGAUUGCAUUCAAGUGUCUCGCCAACAUAUUGCAACUUCUUCAACAUCAGUUUGAACACAAAUAUUGUCAAAGUACCGCUACAUUUGGAAAUGAUUGAAGGAAUGGGCCAUUUUGAAGAUAUUCAAUAUUUGUUUAAAGCUAGAGACUACAGUGAUAUGUACAAUGAUGUAUAUAAAAAUCAAGCGAAUAAUAUAACAGAUCAAAAGACGGUCGAUGCUUGGCGAUUUGUUACAAGACUUUUCGCGGAUUUUGCGAAGACUGGGUCAUUGGAACAUAGCCAUCCAGCGAAAUCAACUGGAGAUAUUCAAUGUGUCGAUAUCACCAAUGAUGGAUUACGUUCGAUCAUUCAACCAAAAAAAGAAGCAAUAGCAUUCUGGGAUAAAAUCAAGGAAAAUGUUAAGAAAUACAUUGAUGAUGAAUUUUAAAACUGUUUUAGAACCGUUUAGAACUGUUGAAGAAAAUAGAAUGUGGUAUUUUAUGAUUGUUGCAAACAAAA
Contarinia nasturtii (swede midge) is the source of this 1908-nucleotide messenger RNA. RefSeq names its product esterase B1-like. The transcript has 10 exons. The record is from RefSeq and is a predicted model, not a curated record. Lineage: Eukaryota; Metazoa; Arthropoda; Insecta; Diptera; Cecidomyiidae. Bases 122 to 1837 code for a protein of 571 amino acids.